Molecule: messenger RNA, 315 nt
Organism: Eublepharis macularius
Lineage: Eukaryota; Metazoa; Chordata; Lepidosauria; Squamata; Eublepharidae
Product: claw keratin-like
Exons: 1
Coding region: 1-315 (104 amino acids)
Cellular component (GO): intermediate filament
Molecular function (GO): structural constituent of cytoskeleton
Source: RefSeq, a predicted model, not a curated record
AUGCCUUACGGUUGCGGACCUUGUGGCUUCACCUGCGUAUCGCAGUGCCCCCCGCAGUGCGCAGUCAUCCAGCCACCUCCCUUCUUCAUCACCUGCCCAGGACCCAUCCUCAGCUCCUCCAAUGAUAGUUUGGCUGUGGACUGGAAUGCCCCCUGUGGCUACGGCAGUGGUUGGGGCUAUGGAGGCUAUGGGGGCUAUGGGGGCUAUGGGGGCUAUGGGGGCUUUGGAGGGUACAGAGGGUACGGACGGUACGGAGGCUUUGGCAACUGGGGAUGGGGUGUGAGAUACGCAUCUGGCACAGGAGUCAGGGAUUAG